Messenger RNA from Conger conger (European conger), 2677 nucleotides. RefSeq names its product F-box and leucine-rich repeat protein 22 (gene fbxl22). NCBI's taxonomy places the organism in Eukaryota, Metazoa, Chordata, Actinopteri, Anguilliformes, Congridae. The record is from RefSeq and is a predicted model, not a curated record. Gene Ontology annotation, molecular function: protein binding. The coding region runs from base 326 to 2215 and encodes 629 amino acids. The transcript has 3 exons.
GCAGGGCCUUGCUGUCCCACAUCCUGGCUCUGUCUCUCCGUCCUGUAAGGAGGCCUCUUAGUCUCUCUCCGUCUCCUUCUUAUUCCUCUUUCCUUCUCUCUCUUACUUUCUUCCUCUCUGUCUUUCACUCACGUUCACCUUUUUACUCUGCUCUUCCUCACAAUUCUCGUUCUCUCUGUCUCUCUCUCCUCUCUCUCCCUCCCUUUCUUUCUCCCUCUAUCCCUGUCUCUCUCUAUCUCUCCCUCCCUACCGCUUUCUGUCUCUCUCUCUCCCUCUCUCUCCCUCUCUCUCCCCCUCUCCCUCUCUCUCCCUCCGUCUCUCCUCCAUGCUGCUCACCCAGCUGAACAGGGAGUGCCUGCUCCAUGUCUUCUCCUUCCUGGACAAGGACGGGCGGCGCAGCCUGUCGCUGACGUGCCGCGGGCUGAGGGACGUGUUCCUGGAGCCCGCGCUCUGGCCGCUGCUCCGCUUCCAGGCGCCCUGCGAGCUCCGGAGGAGCAACUACGUGCUGGGCCCCGCCCUGCGCCACCUGUCCGUGUGCUGGCACUCCAGCCGGGUGCAGGUGUGCAGCGUGGAGGACUGGGCCAAGACGCCCUUCCAGAGGGACAUCUGCCGGAAGCACGAGAGGACGGUCAGCGCCUUCCUGACGCGCGUGUGCGAGAGUCCUGCUGAGCCUACCAGUUGUAAACCUGUGAUAGCACGUGUCUCCCUCUGUCGGACAGCAAAGCUGCCCCGGCUUGCUGUCCCUGACCCUGUCCGGCUGCGGGCACGUGGAGGACCAGGACGUGGUGCAGGUGCUGCGGAGCUGCAGGCGACUGCGUGGCCUGCGUCUGGAGAACUGCGCGCGGAUCACCGACUGCGUCCUGCUCGCCGCGGUCGCCCACGGCGACAGCCUGGCCGCCGCGCAGGUGGACUUCUGCCGGAACGUGACGCACGCGGGCCUGCAGGCCCUGAGGGCCGGGCGGCCGGGCGUACGCCUGAGCGCGGAGAGGAGCGCGGGCAUGAUCCCCGACGGCAGGCCGCGCGAGAGGCCGAAGCUGAGGAGGGCCCUGCGCAAGGUCCUGCUCUUCUCCUGAAGAAGCUGCACAGCCAACAGCACACAGCCAACAGCACAGCCAGCACAGCCAACAGCGCACAGCCAACGCACAGCCAAUUUCACACAGCCAACAGCGCACAGCCAACAGCACACAGCCAGAACAGCCAACAGCGCACAGCCAACACAGCCAGCACAGCCAACAGCGCACAGCCAACGCACAGCCAAUUUCACACAGCCAACAGCGCACAGCCAGAACAGCCAACAGCGCACAGCCAACACAGCCAGCACAGCCAACAGCGCACAGCCAACGCACAGCCAAUUUCACACAGCCAACAGCGCACAGCCAACAGCACACAGCCAGAACAGCCAACAGCGCACAGCCAGAACAGCCAACAGCGCACAGCCAACAGCACACAGCCAGAACAGCCAACAGCGCACAGCCAACACAGCCAGCGCACAGCCAACAGCGCACAGCCAACACAGCCAGCGCACAGCCAACAGCGCACAGCCAAUAGUGCACAGCCAGAACAGCCAGCGCACAGCCAACAUCACACAGCCAAUAGUGCACAGCCAGAACAGCCAGCGCACAGCCAACAUCACACAGCCAAUAGUGCACAGCCAGAACAGCUAACAGCCGACAGCGCACAGCCAACAUCAUACAGCCAGCGCACAGACAACAGCACAAAGCCAACAGCCAGCUUAGCCGACAGUGCACAGCCAACACAGCCAGCGCACAGCCAACAGCGCACAGCCAAUAGUGCACAGCCAGAACAGCCAGCGCACAGCCAACAUCACACAGCCAAUAGUGCACAGCCAGAACAGCUAACAGCCGACAGCGCACAGCCAACAUCACACAGCCAGCGCACAGACAACAGCACAAAGCCAACAGCCAGCUUAGCCGACAGUGCACAGCCAACAGCACACAGCCAGAACAGCCAACAGCUGACAGUGCACAGCCAACAGCGCAAAGCCAACAGCGGACAGCCAACACAGCUAACAGCGCACAGCCAGAACACAGCCAAUAGCACAGCCAACAGCCAGCACAGCCAACAGCACACAGCCAGAACACAGCCAACAGCACAGCCAGCCCAGCCAGCACAGUCUCUGGCCCUGAGGAACCAUCAGGAAACCUACAGGAAAAGCAAGGCAUGGCUGGAAACUGGUUUGGUUGGACUAACUUGAGAACCAAUAGACUGGCUUCGGUCAAUGAGUUGAUCCCUGUUUUGGGAAUAACAAGUGGUCACAUCGUGCUUCACAGUUGGUUUGCUCACUACGGUGGACUACACUACACAGUUUACUUAACGUUUAAAAACCUUCAACAGGGACACUGUGGGGUUUAUUUGAAAUUAAUGUUUAAAUGUCUCCCUGUAAAACCUUCCUGUCAAUUGGACAUUCUGCAAUACACAUUAUCAUUGAAUUGCAAAUUCUCGAAUCGGCACUGUACUGCUCCCACAGAUUUUAUAAGUCACAUGUAUUUAUGUAUUUUUGAAUUUUCCACUUAAACUGUAUUGGUGUUUUUUUACAUUUUAUUACAGUGUUCUGUAUUUCAUUGUUGAAAUUUUAUACAUUCACCUUAUAUGCUUUUGCAAAUGAUACACAAGCAUUAACAGGGACAAACCCUCCCAAGAAAUAAAUGAAGUUAAU